Ziziphus jujuba (common jujube) is the source of this 1823-nucleotide messenger RNA. Its product is annotated as pentatricopeptide repeat-containing protein At5g08305. NCBI's taxonomy places the organism in Eukaryota, Viridiplantae, Streptophyta, Magnoliopsida, Rosales, Rhamnaceae. The coding region runs from base 100 to 1722 and encodes 540 amino acids. The record is from RefSeq and is a predicted model, not a curated record. Gene Ontology annotation, molecular function: protein binding; RNA binding. The transcript has a single exon. Gene Ontology annotation, biological process: RNA modification.
GUGUAAAUUUCCAAACCUCGACAGGCUUCCCCUCCACAAGAACCCCUGUAAAUUUUCCAACCUGCAAUACAUAUUCCUUUUGAACCCUGUAGAUGUUGAAUGUCCCAUUCGCAAGAGAAAAUUGCCAGUUUAAUCCAAACUUUCAUAACCCAUCUUGACAAAUGCAAAUCAAUGUCAGAGCUUAAGCAAAUCCAUGCUCUGCUUCUCAAUUUUGGCCUCUCUCAAGACCACUCAUUUGCUACCAAAAUCCUUUCUUUCUCUGCGCUUUCCGAAUCAGGUAACAUUGAUUACUCGUUUCGAUUUCUAUCCCAACUGUCCGACCCAUCAACCUUUGAUUGGAACACGGUAAUAAGAGGCUACUCCAAAAGCAAAAAUCCAAACCGCUCGAUAUCGGUUUUCAUCCAAAUGUUGCGAGAUGGGGUCUGGCCAGACCAUCUCACGUACCCUUUUCUUGCGAAGGCGUCGGCGAGAUUAUUGAAGCCAGUUCUUGGUGGGGCUAUUCAUGGUCGUAUUGCCAAACAUGGGUAUGAGUCUGAUAGGUUCAUCGGCAAUUCUCUGAUCCAUAUGUAUGCUUCUUUUGGGGAUAUUAGGUUUGCACGUAAGAUUUUUGAUGAAAUGCCCGUUAAGAACUUAGUUUCAUGGAAUGCCAUAUUGGAUGGGUAUGCGAAGUGUGGGGAUGUAUGUUCUGCAUUGGAGGUCUUCGAGUUAAUGCCUGAGCGGGAUGUUGUAUCUUGGAGUUCUUUGAUUGAUGGGUCUGUUAAGGCUGGGCAGUACAUGGAUGCUUUGGCUCUAUUUCAGAGAAUGCAGGUUUCUGGGGUUGAAGCAAAUGAGGUGACUAUGGUAAGUGUUUUGUGUGCUUGUUCCCACUUAGGUGCACUCGAGCAAGGGAGGGCUAUGCAUCAAUAUGUGGUCGAGAACGAGUUGCCAUUGACGUUGGUUUUGCAAACAUCACUAGUGGACAUGUAUUCAAAAUGUGGGGCAGUAGAAGAAGCUUUAAGCGUGUUCCUUGCGGUUUCAUUGCAACAAACAGACGUAUUGAUUUGGAAUGCAAUGAUUGGAGGACUUGCGACUCAUGGUUUGAUCCAAGAGUCGCUUAAAUUAUAUGACAAAAUGCAAAAUUUUCAAAUUUUACCAGAUGAGAUCACAUAUUUGUGCUUAUUAAGUGCUUGUGCUCAUGGAGGAUUGGUAAAGGAAGCUUGGUAUUUCUUUGAAUGUCUUGGUAAAGAUGGAAUGACACCCAAGAUUGAACACUAUGCUUGUAUGGUGGAUGUCUUAGCUCGCUCCGGCCGAGUACACAAGGCCUUUCGAUUUAUCCAACAAAUGCCCAUCAAGCCAACCGGCUCAAUGUUAGGUGCCCUACUUAGUGGUUGUUUGAACCAUGGAAAGUUAGACCUUGCGGAAAUUGUCGGAAGAAAGCUUAUAGAGAUAGAGCCAGAUCAUGAUGGUAGAUAUAUUGGGUUGUCAAAUGUUUUUGCUAGUGUCAAGAGGUGGGAAGAUGCACGAAACAUGAGAGAAGCCAUGCAAAGUAAAGGAGUUAAGAAGUCUCCUGGAUUUAGUUUUGUGGAGAUUUCCAAAACUCUUCACAGAUUCAUGGCCCAUGAUAAAACACAUCCUAGAUUGGAUCGAAUUAAUGAAAUUUUGAUUUUUAUUACAAACCAAAUGAAACUUGAUACUGAUUCUGAAAGUCAAGACUAUCGCUUGUAUGAUAUAGAAUAUUUCUGAGUUGAUGAUUUUUGUAUGUGAGAGAAAAAAAAAAAAAAAAUUCAAUUAUUUGUCCGAAGUUUGUUCCAAAAUGCAAAUAGGAGAUCUUAUAUUGUUUACAA